AUGUACAAAUUCGAAGGAUGGCUAGGCCACGAUGCAGAGGCCUCUGAAGGGAAGAUGGUUUGGGGAGAAUUUGAACCCAAAACAUUCAACGAACAUGACAUCGAUAUCCGCGUCACCCACUGUGGUAUUUGCGGUACCGAUGUUCAUGUGCUCCGUUCUGACUGGGGUCCAACGACAUAUCCCUGCUGUGUUGGACAUGAAGUUGUCGGGAAAGCCGUUCGUGUUGGCACCGCCGUUAAAUCUAUCAAAGUCGGUGAUCGAAUUGGUGUUGGUCCGCAAGCCCGAAGCUGUUUCCGGGAUGACUGCUAUGAAUGCUCCUCAGGGAAGGUCAACUACUGCCCCAGGGCCGUGCCGACUUUCAAUGGCACAUACCCGGACGGCGAGGGCAGAUCCUUCGGCGGGUUUGGAAACUACGUUCGGACUGAUAGCCGUUUCGCCGUCAAGAUUCCAGACGGCUUGCCCUCUGAGCAUGCAGCCCCUAUGCUGUGUGCUGGAAGUACGCUGUAUGCGUCCCUGAAAAAAUACAGAUGCGGUCCUGGGAAGACAGUUGGGAUUGUCGGAAUAGGUGGACUGGGACACUUUGGUAUCCUGUUUGCGAAAGCGCUCGAUGCGGAUCGAGUUGUGGCUAUUUCGAGGGGUUCAUCCAAACGUGAUGAUGCGCUUGCUUUUGGAGCGGACGGUUUCAUCGCAACCGGGGAGGAUUCUGAGUGGGCAUCGAAGAAUGAAAGGACACUGGACCUUCUCCUGGUGACGUCCUCUGGGAGCAACAUGCCGAUUGACCAAUACAUGACCGUUUUGAAAACGGGAGGUUCCAUCAUACAACUAGGUGCUGAUCCGGGCGGCCAACACCCAAGCUUCAGCUUGCUGACGCUGUUAUACAAGGAACUGAACAUUUCCGGUGCGAUUUGUGGCUCUCCUUCUGAAAUGGAGGAAAUGAUGGAUCUAGCCGUCAAGAAGAAUGUUAAGCCUUGGGUCCAGACAAUUCCGAUGGCAGAAGCUAACCAAGCGCUUCGCGAUUUGGAGGCUGGACAGCCACGAUAUCGGUUUGUCUUGGUCAAUGAUGGAAACAACUAA
Messenger RNA from Clonostachys rhizophaga, 1074 nucleotides. NCBI's taxonomy places the organism in Eukaryota, Fungi, Ascomycota, Sordariomycetes, Hypocreales, Bionectriaceae. The record is from the annotation of a GenBank genome assembly.